Messenger RNA from Leptonychotes weddellii (Weddell seal), 1918 nucleotides. Its product is annotated as calaxin-like. Gene Ontology annotation, molecular function: calcium ion binding. Lineage: Eukaryota; Metazoa; Chordata; Mammalia; Carnivora; Phocidae. The record is from RefSeq and is a predicted model, not a curated record.
ACUGAGCCACCCAGGCACCCCAAUGAAUUUUUUAAUACAAUUGAUCAUCUCUUCUGGGACUUAGCCCAGGACCAUCUAUAGACCUAGUAAUCCAGUAUUUGCAUUUCACUUUAUUUGUGAGACAUAACAUGGGCCAAUAUGUAUGCAUACAUAGGUUAGUAUACAUACAUAUUUUCCAGCUAUGUCUGCCGAGAGGGCUUAGAAAUAUUCUACCCUCCCCUAUUAUGUAUUGGGCUUAGAAAUAUUAAUACCCUGGUAGUAACAAGCACACCCAGUGCCUAGACCUUGGUGUCUAAAUACCAGUCCCCAAUAAAAAGAACCAGGAUUCCUUGAAGAAGUAGCUGUACAGAGUGUAAAGGAAACCCUAUGCUACACCUGUGUGUUUCUCUUUUACUCUGACAUUACUACCACACUUACACUUCUGACACUUCUGGUCUCCAACUUUGUGGUUUUUUCCAGCAAGCAAUUUUCUGUGACAUCCCAGCAAUUUCUUAAUCCUGACACCACCUGAGAUGGCAUCAGAUCUCAUAGGCUGAGUUCAGUUCCACAAGACUAUCUCCCACUUCAGAUGCCCAUCACAAGUCCAGUCAAAACAAGUGAAGUAGAGUGUCUCCUAAGACUUUUUCACAGCUUGGUGGAAAGAGCUAAUGUAAGACUUAAUAAUUCUGGACUAGAUCGUAAUGCUUUUCGAGCGAUCCUGCACAGCAUAUUUGGAAUGACUGAUGAUAUGCUAAUGAAUAGGGUAUUUUUUGCAUUUGACAAAGACAAUGAUAACUGCAUAAAGGCGAAAGAGUGGGUUAAAGGAUUAUCAGUGUUUCUUCGAGGGACUUUUGAAGAAAAGCUUAAGUUCUGUUUUGAAGUUUACUAUUUGAAUGGUGACGGUUACAUUUCUCGAGAAGAGAUAUUUGACAUGUUGAAGAACAGUCUAUGCCAACAGUCAUCUGAAGAAGAGAGUGAUGAAGGAAUAAAAGAGUUGGUAGAUAUAACACUGAAGAAAAUGGAUUAUGACAACGAUGGCAAAAUAUCUUUUGCAGACUUUGAAAAAGCAGUAAAAGAAGAGAGACUUUUGUUGGAGGUGUUUGGACCAUGUUUACCAGAAGCAAAGCUGUGUUGUCCUAGGCAUAAAUCUGUCCACUGCCUCUGAAGAAGUAACAGCCUUCUGUGCACCAGGGCAAGCCAACGAAUUUUUAAAAGGUUUCAUUUGUAUCUUCUGCGAAGAGUCAUUGUACAUACAAUGUUCCACUGUUUCAGCAUGGUUUCUACCAUCCCGAGAGAAGUUUGAUUCCCUGUCCAUAUGCUCCCCUGAUGAACAUGCACAUUUUGAGGAAAAAUAACAUAAAGGCAAUUCACAAGAAUAAGGAAGACAAGGAUCUGAGUUGCCAGUAGAAGUGUUCUGCGUGGUUGCACAAAAUCCAGAUGUCCCUGAAUGGAAGUCCUGUCUAAAAUCUUUUGUGUCUUUAAGCUCUGUAACCAUUUUCUUCUUUGUCAUGUAAUGAUCUUUAUAUUACAAUUUAAAAGGUGAGAGAAGAGGAAAAAAAAAUAGUUCAUUUAUUGUUUCCAUCAUUCAGAAAUGUGUAAUUUUAAGAACAAACAUUACUUUAAAACGUUAACAAAUGCUACCCUCAAAAAUUUAUUUCUUGAGCUGGCAAUACCUUCAUGUGUUUAAAAGCUAAAAAGGAUAAAGGGUUUAUUAGUGUCAGGCUUUGCUUUCUUUGCUCCCCAUAUGCCUGGUUUCCACUCCUCCAUAAGUAAUCCCUACUUUCUUAUUUAUCUGCCCAGUAUGUCUUACUUUUCCUCCUCCCACCUACUCCUCUUUUUCUCCCAUAAUAUCCAUUUCUCUGUGCCUUUGCGUUUUCCACUUAACUGUAGAUCUUACAGGCUUUUUUCUAGGUCAUUACAUUAAAUGCUUUUUUUUUUU